UGGACGUCACUGCUAAUUUGUUUCAGCGAUGAUAGGAUAAAGGAGGGACAUUAAGAAAUAAAUUCCCCCUCGCGACCCUCGCUGAGCUCACGGCUCUGCCCCUACAUAUUUAUGCCGCGUUUCCGGCCGCUGGGCGAGGAGCUACUUAGCCCCGCGGCUCCUCGGGGCAGCCAGGCGGCAAGCGGCUGCCGGGCGGACGGGGAAGCCCCAGAUUGGAUCUGCGUCUGACGGGAUGGCGAUGCCCAGAGGAUAGUGCCCGCUAGCAUGCGUCACCUCUAGACACAUCCACCAGACACGUUUGCUCCCCGGUCUGCCUGACCUGUUGCUUAGGGACAUGUCCCGCUGCUUCCCCUGACGUCUGCCUGAUCAACCAUCGCUUCCUUGGAGAAUAAGGAAGGAGGCAGACACAGGAAAUCAUGCCACCGACAGCCCAACGACAAUGAGUGAGUGACGCUGAGUUGACGUCAAAGGCAGAGAAAACCAAGACCGAGAGCAGCUCGCUCUCCAGACUCGCCUUGGCCCCUGCAGCGCCGGCCCCCAGCUCCUCCUCUCGUCACAGCCAGAAGCCUGGCCGCUCCCGGCGACAUCGUCUCGGCUUGACACAUUUUGAGGUCUUCUGACCCUUGGACACUAGACAUCAUGGAGAAUCACAUGUUCAGCGUUAAGCAGAUCCAACCCAAUGUCAUCUCUGUCCGCCUCUUCAAGCGCAAAGUGGGGGGCCUGGGGUUCCUGGUGAAGGAGAGGGUGAGCAAGCCACCCGUGAUCAUCUCCGACCUGAUUCGAGGGGGUGCCGCGGAGCAGAGCGGCCUCAUCCAGGCCGGGGACAUCAUUCUUGCCGUCAAUGGCCAGCCCUUGGUGGACCUGAGCUAUGACAGCGCCCUGGAGGUGCUCAGAGGUAUCGCCUCCGAGACCCAUGUGGUCCUCAUUCUGAGGGGUCCCGAGGGCUUCACCACGCACCUGGAGACCACUUUCACUGGGGACGGGACCCCCAAGACCAUCCGGGUGACACGGCCCCUGGGUCCGCCAACCACAGCCGUCGAUCUGUCCCACCAGUCGUCAGCCAGCAAAGAGCAGACCCUGGCAGUGGACGGGGCCACGGGUCCUGACAAUGGGCCGCAGCACGUGCCAGACCAGGGGCAGGAAGCUGGCUUGCUCUCCCACACCAAUGGCCUGGCUCCCAGGCCCCCAAGCCAGGACCCUGCCAAGAAAAGUUCUGGGGAGAGCAAUAAACUGCUCAAAGAGAUAGAGCCUGUGCUGAGUCUUCUCACCAGUGGGGGCAAAGGGAUCAAUGGAGGGGGACCUGCCAAAGCGGAGACAAAGGACGCAGAAAUCCAGGUGGACAGGGAUCUGGAUGGCAAAUCACACAGACCGCUGCCCCUUGGUGUGGAGAACGACCGAGUCUUCAAUGACCUAUGGGGGAAGGGCAACAUGCCAGUCGUCCUCAACAACCCGUAUUCAGAGAAGGAGCAGCCCCCCGCCUCGGGAAAACAGUCUCCCAUAAAGAAUGGCAGCCCCUCCAAGUGCCCUCGUUUCCUCAAGGUCAAGAACUGGGAGACCGAUGUGGUUCUCUCUGACACCCUCCACCUUAAGAGCACGUUGGGAACGGGAUGCACUGAGCACAUCUGUAUGGGGUCCAUCAUGCUUCCUUCUCAGCAAAUACGAAGGCCUGAAGACGUCCGCACAAAAGAACAGCUCUUCCCUCUUGCCAAAGAGUUUAUUGAUCAGUACUUCUCAUCAAUUAAAAGGCAAGUUCAUGUCUACACUGGGAAGACCGGGUACUGGGUACAAAGACUUCAGGUCCAAAUGUGCAGACAGUUGAACCAAGACCUGAGCAUAAGGCCUCUGCCUGCCAUGCACAGAGGUCAAAAACUGGUGGCCCAAGGGCCAGAUCUGGCCCCUAGAAGUGUUUUUGUUUAG
Messenger RNA from Orcinus orca (killer whale), 1917 nucleotides. RefSeq names its product nitric oxide synthase, brain-like. The record is from RefSeq and is a predicted model, not a curated record. Gene Ontology annotation, biological process: nitric oxide biosynthetic process. The transcript has 5 exons. Lineage: Eukaryota; Metazoa; Chordata; Mammalia; Artiodactyla; Delphinidae. Gene Ontology annotation, molecular function: protein binding; nitric-oxide synthase activity. The coding region runs from base 640 to 1917 and encodes 425 amino acids.